GAUCAGUCCACUGAUCGAAAAUGGCGCCUCAAUCAACUGGGCUGCCACGUAAUGUUGUGUGUCGCGUCGACGAGAUACGUCUCUUCGACAAUUAACGGCGAAUUACACCGUAAAAAGUGCAAUGCACGUCUCAUGGUGCAGUGAGGUCUAAACUUUUGUUCAUAUUCGCCGUGGUAACCUCGUCCAAAAGUGACGCUUGGAAGUCAACGAUAUGUCUCAACCAACAGACUAUCAAUACCAUACAUAUGGUAAUGGGGGUAACGUAAAAAGUGGCCCCCCUCAAAUGGUAAAUGGACAGGCAAGUGUGGCACAUCAUAAUGGCAUGCAAUCAACAAAUUAUAACUUUACUGGUACUCCAUCAUCACAAUCAUCACGAGAUCCAUCUAGGGAAACCUCAAGAGAUCCGUCACCAACUCCAUAUCUUCAUAACCAAUACAGGACACCUUUACAACGGCCACCAAUGCCUCCAGUGAAUGGUCAACAAAAUUCAAUGAAUCCUUCAACUAAUCCAAUGAAUGUAAUGCCACCACCACCACCACUACCAGUGAGGUUACCUCAAGUUCAGCAACAACCACCAAUGUAUAAUGUUCAGAAUCAGUUCCAAGUCCUAGUUACAAAAAAUCAAGCUCCUCCAAGAGAUGAAUCAAUAAAUUCACAAGUAAAUUCACAAGUAGAGCCUCCACAAAUAAUGCCUGCUUUUGAUCAAAAUUUAUCCCAGAAUUCAGGGCUGGAUCCUAAACCUUAUAAGCCUGAUAAUCUAAAUACUGUACAAGGUACACAAACAUUUGUACAGCAACAAGAACAAAAUGUAAUUCCUACUAGUACACAACAACCUAGAGGACAAAACAUGUACCAACAAAAUUUCGGAGGACAAAGAAUAUAUCCAAAAAAUGCGUAUAGCGUACCACAUCCCGCGACUGUACCAAAUACAAUGCCAUAUGGUAUGCCUGGUAGUGGACAAGUUCAAACAAAGGUUCCAACUUCAACAACAGGAUAUCCUGGACAAAGAAUGUAUCCAAGUCAACCACCAAAUCCAAUGAAUAUGCCACCAGAUUCAAUGAAUAAACGAUAUCCAGACUCAUAUCCUGAUCAAAUGAAUCAGUUGAACAACCAAAUGAAUAUGAUGUCUGUUGCACAACUUGGCUAUAAUAAACUAUGGGGAAUGGAGAUCAUGGACCUUCUACAGUGCAGAAAUGUUCUACCUGCAGAAAAAGUAGAACCACCAAAGAUAAAACUUCACCAAGAAUUUUUAGAAAGUGUUAAUUGUAGUCCAGAUAUUUUCCGCUGCACGAUCACGAAGAUUCCAGAAUCAAAUUCCUUACUGCAGAAGUCGAGGUUGCCUUUGGGUGUUUUAAUACAUCCUUUCAAAGACUUAAAUCAUUUGCCAGUAAUACAAUGCAGCACAAUAGUUCGAUGUCGUGCUUGUAGAACAUAUAUUAAUCCAUUUGUGUACUUCAAUGAUUCAAAAAGAUGGAAAUGUAAUCUUUGUUACAGAGUAAAUGAAUUGCCAGAAGAAUUUCAGUUUGAUCCUGUAACAAAAUCAUAUGGGGAUCCAUCUAGAAGACCAGAAGUAAAAACUAGUACAAUUGAAUUUAUUGCACCUAGUGAAUAUAUGCUGCGUCCACCACAGCCAGCUGUGUAUCUGUUUGUUUUGGACGUUUCGAGACUGGCAGUAGAGAGCGGUUAUCUGAGCAUAGUGUGCAACGUAAUUUCAGAGGAAUUAUCAAGGCUGCCAGGCGAUGCUAGAACACAAAUUGGAUUUUUGGCAGUAGAUUCUGCAAUACAUUUCUUUGGCAUACCUGAUAAUGUAUCACAACCUCAGGAAAUGAUUAUGCUCGAUAUAGAUGAUGUAUUUCUUCCAUGUCCGGAAAAUCUAAUUGUUAAUUUAAAAGAACGGGAAGAAUUAGUAAGAGAUUUAUUGGUCCAAUUACCUACAAAAUUUCAAGGAACUCAUGAUACGAAUAACGCGUUAGGCGCAGCAUUGCAAGCUGCUUACAAACUUAUGUCACCGACUGGUGGACGUGUGACCAUCUUCCAAACCUGCUUGCCAAAUUUAGGUCCAGGACUUUUACAAGCCAGGGAAGAUCCAAACAGUAGAGCGAGUAAAGAUGUACCACAUUUGAAUCCAAUUACAGAUUUUUACAAAAGAUUAGCAUUAGAUUGCAGUGGUCAGCAAAUUGCAGUCGAUCUAUUUCUAUUAAAUAGUCAAUACUGUGACUUAGCUACUCUUUCGGGCAUGUGUAAAUUCUCUGGAGGUUGCAUAUAUCAUCUUCCUUUAUUUCGUGGCUCAAAAUCGCAACAUACAGAAACUCUCGAUAGAAUACUGAGACGUUACCUUACUAGAAAGAUCGGUUUCGAAGCGGUGAUGAGAAUACGAUGUACACGUGGAUUGAGUAUUCAUACUUUCCAUGGAAACUUCUUUGUGAGAUCAACUGAUCUUCUUAGUUUGCCUAACGUUAAUCCAGAUGCUGGUUUUGGAAUGCAAAUCGCUAUAGAAGAAAAUCUUUCAGAUGUGCAAAAUGUCUGUUUCCAGGCAGCUUUACUUUAUACGUCCAGUAAAGGUGAAAGAAGAAUUAGGGUGCAUACAUUGUGCCUACCAGUAGUGUCUACUUUAUCCGAUGUCCUUCAUUCCGCUGAUCAACAAUGCAUAGUGGGCCUACUUUCUAAAAUGGCCGUAGACAGGUCUCAGCAGUCCUCUUUAUCCGAUGCAAGAGAUGCUUUAAUAAACGUAGCCAUAGACGUAUUAACAGCCUACAAAUUGUCUCAAUCAGCGGCCUCCGGUGGACUUCUUGCUCCAGGAAGUUUAAAACUACUGCCUCUUUAUAUUAUUGCUCUGCUCAAAUGUGUUGCCUUCAGGUCAGGAACGAAUACAAGACUUGAUGAUCGAGUCUUUGCAAUGUGCCAGUUGAAAACUCUGCCACUCUUUCAAUUAAUUCAGAUGAUUUAUCCAGACCUUUAUCCUGUUCAUGCGCUUGAAGAUCGGAAUGCAAAAGAUAUUGACGGGAAACUAUGUCCACAACCACCUAGACUGCACCUUUCUGCUGAGAAACUUGACUCUAGAGGUGCAUUCUUGAUGGACGCUGGUGAUCGAAUGUUUAUUCUGAUUGGUAAAAACAUUCAUCCUUCUUUCUGUUGCAAUGUGCUUGGGGUUUCUGCUUUUCCGUCGAUACCGGAAGAACUCUAUGAGUUACCGGAGAUCGAGACAAUAGAAAGUGAAAGGUUACGCAAUUUUGUAUUUAGUUUGCAAGAAGAAAAGCCUUAUCCUGCUUCUGUACAAAUUAUUCGGGAUGACAGUCAUUUCAGGACGCUCUUUGUUGAACGAUUAGUUGAAGACCGUUUUGAGAAUUCUCUGAGUUACUACGAAUUCUUGCAACAUCUUAAGACUCAAGUGAAAUAAUAAUAAAAGAAAUAAUUUGGGAUUAAAUGGAAACAAACAAACUG
Habropoda laboriosa is the source of this 3441-nucleotide messenger RNA. It is a transcript of the gene Sec24AB, whose product is annotated as protein transport protein Sec24B. Gene Ontology annotation, molecular function: SNARE binding; zinc ion binding. Lineage: Eukaryota; Metazoa; Arthropoda; Insecta; Hymenoptera; Apidae. Gene Ontology annotation, biological process: COPII-coated vesicle cargo loading; intracellular protein transport; endoplasmic reticulum to Golgi vesicle-mediated transport. Gene Ontology annotation, cellular component: endoplasmic reticulum exit site; COPII vesicle coat. The record is from RefSeq and is a predicted model, not a curated record. The coding region runs from base 212 to 3397 and encodes 1061 amino acids. The transcript has 17 exons.